UCAGCGGUGCUCUGUCCCGGUCACUCGGCAAUCAGCUGCUUUUCCCUCUUCGAAAUGACAACAGUGGCGUGCCUGUCCAACCAGAGACCUACCGGUAGCGGCAAAACAACCUUGUCAAGGAACAACAUUUUGCUUUAGCGCCAUGAUCGCAAGAAACGAGAACUUUUGACUUUGUUGUAGUAACUAAGGAAUAUUAGAGUAGCCUACUUGGGCAUGGCGAUGUGUCUGCUUAAACGUUUGCGUCGCCCAGGGCGCUAACGCAGCAGGUGUUUAUAGCGUUUAGACUGCCAUGCAAUCAGCAAUUCUUUUUAAAUUACAUAACAUUUACGAGGAAGGAAAGACUUUUUCCUGACAAUUGUAGAGGGAAACCUUUCUCUGUGAACAGGUGGGCGAAGCCGUGGUGGACCUGAGAACAAGUUGCGCUUCAAGUUGAUUAAAAAGUUAUGGAAAAUGACUAUCCUGAUUCGCCGGAGGGAUAUUGCAACGACGCACAAAUCAAAUCUGCUCAAAUUGAGGUGAUCCCCUGUAAGAUCUGUGGAGAUAAGUCCUCAGGGGUUCACUAUGGAGUCAUCACGUGUGAGGGAUGUAAGGGCUUUUUCCGGCGCAGCCAGCAGUCCAGCGUGUCGUACUCGUGCUCACGGCAGAGCAACUGCCCCAUCGACCGCGCCAGCCGCACCCGCUGCCAGAGCUGCCGCCUCAAGAAAUGUGUGGCUCAGGGCAUGAGCCGAGAUGCUGUGAAGUUCGGCCGCAUGUCCAAGCGGCAGCGGGACUCUCUGAUCGCCGAGGUGGAACGACACCGGCAGCAGCAGCAGCAGCAGCAGAGGCGGCUCCAGGUGUGCACGGCCGGUGUCCAGGCUCUGGGCCCCACGUACUGCCCAGGCAAAGAGCCCUGCGGAGGCUCCUCUCACCUGCUCCAGCCCCUGCCCUUGGCGCCCUACACCUUCCCCAUGGACCCUGAGCUGCAGCACUGUGGCCCGGAGGUGCACCCGCACCUGGUGUGUCAUCCAGGCGAGCUCCAGGCUGCGGGCCUGCACUACCGGAGCGUCCAGAGGAGGGCGGACCGUAACAGACUGGCAGACAGCAGGGUUGACUCAAGGCAGUCCUCUCCCAACCAGGGCAUUCUGCGGAUGCCUGGGACUGACCCGGACUUGCACCCCUAUGAUCCAGAGGACCCCUACUGCCACUACCCUACCUCCCUGCUGCACAUACGCAUCGAGGAGCUGUGUGACAGCAUCGUGCGUUCUCACCGAGAGACCUCUCAGUACCCUGUGGAGGAGCUGCAGGCUCUGCGGUGGAAGAUCUUCACCAGAGAGGAGGUCCAGAUAUACCACAGCAAGACGGUGGAUGAGAUGUGGCAACUGUGUGCCGAUAAACUGAGUGACGCCGUGCAGUUCGUAGUCGAGUUUGCCAAAAGGUUGCCAGGGUUUCGUCAGAUUCGUCAGGACGACCAGAUCAAUCUGCUUAAGAGUGGCUCAAUGGAGGUAGUUCUUGUCAGGAUGAGCAGGCUGUUCAACACAGAGAACAGCACUGUUUAUUUUGAUGGAAAAUUCGCUGGGACUGAAGUUUUCAAAACUCUCAUGUGUGGUGACCUGAUCAGCGCUGUGUUCGACUUCGCUCAUAGCAUGUGUGCACUGAGGCUGACGGAACAGCAGGUGGCGAUCUUCAGUGCGCUGGUGCUCAUUAACCCCGACCGCCCUGGUCUUGAGGACAGAGGCCGAGUGCAGAGGAUGAGGAAGGACAUUGAGCUGGCACUGAGUCACAUCCUCCACAGGGAGCACCAGGAGAGUCUGCUGCACAGGCUAGACGAGAAGGUGGCGAUGCUGAAGGCCCUGUGCUCUCUGCACAUCGAGAAGCUGCGCUGGUUCCAGCAGCUCUAUCCACUGACUGUGCACUCCAGUUUCCCACCCCUGUACAAAGAGCUCUUCGGAUCUGACGCAGAGAGGCCGGGAGUCUCCCCUCCCUGAAACCACAACUCAUAUGCAAUACUCAUUUACACACACACACACACACUGUACUUGCUCACACAACAUACACUUUUCACAUGGACACAUGCACUCACAUACACACGCACUGAAAUACAUGCAUUGUUCUAAUCUAUGGAUCACCUCCUAAAUAUUGAAAUCUAUAUUUUUCUAAUUGUGAUAACAAACGAAACAACGUUCAGUAGAUUCUCAUAAUGUCAGAUUCGGAAGCUAUUUUUGUGCAGAGACUAUUUUGUAGAAAACAAAGCAAGCGAGAAUGCAGGAGAACAGCAACUCAGUAUUUUUUCGUAGCCAAGAUGAAUAAAUGUGUUAUUUGUGUCGUUAUCUUCGUGGGCUUUGUGCUGGGAUAUGCAGUAUGUGUGUCUCCUUGUGAAUUAGAAUUAUCCACUGUGCUUGUGUGUUGGUGCUAAGAAGCUAUGCUGAUUGAAUGCAGGCCAUGCUCUAUGCUGUAGGCUAUGUGCUGAGUCAUUAUAGCAAAUCAGAUGCAAUUUAUUGGGAUGUGUUGGCUACACUGUGACUUUGAAGAAUUAGAAGGAGAUUAUAUUCAUGUUUUAACAACCAAAAGGAGAGAGGGGGAGAAAGGGUCCUAAUUUAAACGAUAUGCAAAAGUGUAAAAGUCUGUCAUCAAGCAACAUUCUCAUGCUUGGACUAUAUAGUCAAUGUGUUACAUGUGGGAGCAUUAAGUGAACUCAUCAACAUUCAUGCUUAAGGUACUUAGAAGGACAGGAAGUGUUGUUGCGUUCAGUUUUUUAGCUUAAGGUCCUUGCCAUGGUUAGCAAAUUGAUUUUGCCUGGUUAUUAAAAUAGCUUUAGUUAGACUUCUGGUUGACUUUGCACUUUGUCCAUCUUUCAAACUAGGGCCCAUAGAGAAUUUAAUGUGAUCCAGUUAAUUAGCUUAUCAUGUAAAGGAUAUGCAAGCUGUAUGUAAGGUAAUAUACAUUCUAAGUUGUCAAGUACAGCUCGAGUGGUACAUAGGAAGCUUGUUCAAAGCAGUUUAUCAGUGCCCUGAUGUGUCUUAGCCGAACAGACUGUCUUAUGGCAUAUUGUAAUCCCCGGCAGACGUAAGCUAUUUCAGAGAUUGUGAAGAGGAGUUGUGAUUAUAUCAGGACUGAGCAAUGCCGUAUGCAGCCAUUUAGCCGCUAACUCAUUUCUUUCUUUAAAAUCGGAUUUCUUUUAUCUUUCUGUCCUGCCAACCACCUUUGUUGGCCCCUGGUGUCUGUAUUUCUAGCCCUAACAUGACUUCUUGUGGAUACAAUGGAUGAGAGAAUCAAUAAACUGUUUCAAUGAUA
Molecule: messenger RNA, 3270 nt
Organism: Alosa sapidissima (American shad)
Lineage: Eukaryota; Metazoa; Chordata; Actinopteri; Clupeiformes; Clupeidae
Gene: rorc
Product: RAR-related orphan receptor C
Exons: 12
Coding region: 444-1964 (506 amino acids)
Biological process (GO): regulation of transcription by RNA polymerase II
Cellular component (GO): nucleus
Molecular function (GO): nuclear receptor activity; RNA polymerase II cis-regulatory region sequence-specific DNA binding; zinc ion binding
Source: RefSeq, a predicted model, not a curated record